Molecule: messenger RNA, 2288 nt
Organism: Drosophila biarmipes
Lineage: Eukaryota; Metazoa; Arthropoda; Insecta; Diptera; Drosophilidae
Gene: Hrb87F
Product: heterogeneous nuclear ribonucleoprotein 87F
Exons: 4
Coding region: 136-1314 (392 amino acids)
Molecular function (GO): RNA binding
Source: RefSeq, a predicted model, not a curated record
CAACACCUGGCCACACUGCUGGCUAUUCCUUUGUGCGUGCUGUACACUUUUCGGGCGUCUGCUGGAAAAAGUGAAAAACUACAAACUGUGCUCGACUUUCAAGUUGCUUGGGUUUUACACACAAACAGUACAAUAAUGGCGGAUCUCAACGACUCCAACGGAAACUACGACGAUGGUGACGAGAUCACCGAGCCAGAGCAGCUGCGCAAACUGUUUAUCGGGGGUUUGGACUACCGCACCACGGACGAUGGCCUUAAGGCCCACUUCGAGAAAUGGGGCAACAUCGUGGACGUGGUGGUGAUGAAGGACCCCAAGACGAAGCGCUCGCGCGGAUUUGGGUUCAUCACGUACUCUCAGUCAUACAUGAUCGACAAUGCCCAGAAUGCGCGCCCCCACAAGAUCGACGGACGCACCGUGGAGCCCAAGAGGGCUGUGCCGCGCCAGGAGAUCGAUGCCCCGAAUGCCGGGGCCACGGUGAAGAAGCUCUUUGUGGGCGGACUCCGGGACGAUCACGAUGAGGAGUGCCUGCGCGAGUACUUCAAGGACUUUGGUCAGAUUGUCGGCGUGAACAUCGUGUCCGACAAGGAUACGGGCAAGAAGCGCGGCUUCGCCUUCAUCGAGUUCGACGACUACGAUCCCGUAGACAAGAUCAUCCUCCAGAAGAACCACACCAUCAAGAACAAGAGCCUGGACGUGAAGAAGGCGAUUGCCAAGCAGGAUAUGGACCGCCAGGGCGGUGGUGGCGGCGGAGGAGGUGGUGCACCGGGCGGCGGACGUGGUGGUCCUAGGGUUGGCGGACGAGGUGGUCAGGGCGAUCGCGGCCAGGGCGGCGGCGGUGGCUGGGGAGGCCAGAACAGGCAGAACGGCGGUGGCAACUGGGGCGGAGCCGGCGGCGGUGGUUUCGGCAACAGCGGCGGCAACUUCGGAGGCGGCGGUCAGGGCGGCGCGGGCGGCUGGAACCAGCAGGGCGGUGGCGGAGCGGGCGGUCCAUGGAACAACCAGGGUGGCAACAGCGGCUGGAACAAUGGUGGCGCUGGAGGCGGCUACGGUGGCGGCAACAGCAACGGAAGCUGGGGCGGCAACGGCGGCGGCGGUGGCUUCGGCAACGACUACCAGCAGAGCUACGGCGGUGGUCCGCAACGCAACAACAACUUUGGCAACAACCGCCCGGCUCCGUACAGCCAAGGAGGCAGUGGAGGUGGCGGAGGAGGUUUCAACAAGGGUAACCAGGGUGGAGGGCAAGGCUUUGGUGGCAACAACUACAACACAGGAGGCGGCCAAGGAAACAUGGGCGGCGGCAAUAGACGUUACUAGACAAGGUAAACACACAUAGAGAGAGAGUGUUUGUUCAAGCUAGACGACAAACAGGCAGUCUAGGCAGGCAGAUGCAGAGGCACAAUCACAAGCAGAAUCACAAGCUAAGGCACAGGCAGGCAAUCAGUAGCAGGUGUGUGUCAGACCAGGCAGACAAGAUCAGGCCCAAGAAAUCCAGAUCCAGAACCAGAACCAUGCCGAGUGCAAGUGCAAGCAAUAAGUUUGGCCAAAACCCAAAACUACUUGCCAGAAAGCAACAAGCAAACAGUAACAAACAGCCAAAAGCGAAACGAAUCAACGCCUCUUGUCCCCAGUUUGAAUGCUGCUAUCUCUCUUUUGUAACCAUUAAUUCGCUGAUCAAUUCAUGUUUAGGAUGUUAAGAACCCUGAACGCUUAGUUUUAACUAUAUUAACAAAACAAACUAAAAGAAACGAAACGAAAAGAAAGAAAGAAAACAACAAACAAAACAUAAAUUAAACAAUAAUUUUAUUUUAUAAAAUUGACUACCAACAGAAACCGAUUGUGCGACGAGUUCUCUUUGAGAACCAGUUGCGUUGUAAGGGUGUUUGUAAGGUAGAGUACUUAAACUUUAUUAUUCAUGCCGGGAUGGAUAGCCCACAGCUACAGUAGAUGUAUUUGCAAUUGAAUUUAUUUUAUAGCGAUCCAGCGAAAUGUAAGAAAUCACAUAGAACCAUAUUUUGUAAUCACUUUUUUGUACAACUAAGAACUUUUACACAUACUAUAUGAUUUAUUCCUGAAAAGCGAUCGCCACGCUGUGUUGUCCUAGCAAGCGAAAUCCAUAUAUACGAAACAUACCACACUGUUAGCCCCUAAGAAGUAGAUGCUACGCUAAGCCAGAAAAAACCACUAAAAACAAACAACUUACAAAUGUUCUGUAAUUAGUUCGUUUCGAGAGGAACGAAAGCGACGAGAUCAAGCAAAAUAAAAUCCUACCCAAUGUUACCCACCCGAAA